AUGUUAAGAUUCGCUAGCAAAGUGAUUCGCCCUGUGGGUAUACGUGGCCUUGCAACGGCUUUACCUACAACAAGAACCACAGUUUUAAAAAAUGGACUAACGGUGGCGACAGAGAAGAUUCCAAACUCGUUGACCGCCACCGUGGGGGUCUGGAUUGAUGCCGGCUCUCGAGCAGAUGUGAGCGACUCAACUUCCGGAACGGCCCAUUUUCUUGAGCACUUGGCUUUCAAAGGGACCAAUAACAGAACACAGCUCAACCUGGAGCUUGAAGUGGAGAAUUGCGGCUCCCACUUGAAUGCAUAUACGUCUAGAGAAAACACUGUCUAUUAUGCUAAGUCGCUAAAAGAAGACAUUCCAAGAGCAGUUGACAUUCUUUCAGACAUUCUCACGCGCUCGAAGCUUGAGAAAACGGCUAUUGAGAAGGAAAGACCUGUGAUUAUCAGAGAAAGUGAGGAGGUCGAUAAGAUGUACGACGAGGUUGUUUUCGACAGACUUCACGAAGUUGUGUUCAAGGGCCAGCCCCUGGGGAGAACCAUUCUAGGUCCGAUUGAAAAUAUCAAGUCUAUUACCCAAUACGAUUUGAAAAACUACAUUCAAACCAACUACAAGGGCGAUCGGAUGGUUUUGGUCGGAACAGGUGCGGUGGAACACGAACAACUUGUUGAGCUUGCGGAAAAAUCAUUUGGUCAUGUGCCUUUGUCGGAAAGACCAUUACCACUUGGGACCCCCCGCGGAGCUCUUCCUAAGUUUUACGGUGAAGAAAUAAAGGUCAAGGAUGAGUCACUACCAAAUACCUACUUCGCCAUUUGCGUGGAGGGCUGCUCGUGGUCCUCCGAUGACUAUUUCAAAGCACUUGUUGCACAAGCUAUCGUGGGUAAUUGGGAUAGAGCAACAAAUGUCGCUCCUUCGCCUCUAGCAAGAGCUGUUGCUUCCGGCCAGGGAGAGCCUUUGUGCAACUCUUUCAUGUCAUUCUCCACAUCUUACUCCGACACGGGCCUUUGGGGAACAUAUGUUGUGGUGGAUAAAUCACAGACUUGUUACCCAGUGAUAGACUGUAUUCUAAGAGAAUGGAGCCGACUGCGAAACGGAAACUUCUCGAUCAAAGAAGUUGAAACGGCAAAGUCUCAGCUAAAGGGCUCCUUGCUCUUGUCUUUGGACGGAACCACUGCUAUAGCUGAGGAUAUUGGCCGUCAAUUAGUCACUACUGGCCGCAGAUUAUCUCCCGAAGAAAUCUUCGAAAUUGUGAAUAAUAUCAACAAGGACGACGUUGUUGACUGGUGUCAGCGCUAUUUGCGCGAUAAGCCAGUAGGGCUGGCAGCCCUGGGAUCCACGGACUCCAUCCCAGCCCACAAGCUUAUAAGCCAGAGUAUGUCAUUCUAA
Ogataea parapolymorpha DL-1 is the source of this 1380-nucleotide messenger RNA. RefSeq names its product Mitochondrial-processing peptidase subunit beta. Gene Ontology annotation, molecular function: metal ion binding; metalloendopeptidase activity. The coding region runs from base 1 to 1380 and encodes 459 amino acids. Gene Ontology annotation, cellular component: mitochondrion. The transcript has a single exon. The record is from RefSeq and is a predicted model, not a curated record. NCBI's taxonomy places the organism in Eukaryota, Fungi, Ascomycota, Pichiomycetes, Pichiales, Pichiaceae.